Messenger RNA from Striga hermonthica, 1008 nucleotides. The record is from the annotation of a GenBank genome assembly. Lineage: Eukaryota; Viridiplantae; Streptophyta; Magnoliopsida; Lamiales; Orobanchaceae.
AUGAGUCAGCAAGCAGAAAAGGAAGAAGAUCAAGGGCAUAUUCCGAUUAGCCAAAGGCCCGAAUGGGCGGAUAUAGUGCCUGUACCACAAGACGACGGCCUGAAUCCAGUGGUGCCAAUUGCAUACACUGACAAGUUCAGUGAAACCAUGGAUUACUUUAGAGCCGUGUACUUGGCCGAUGAGCGAUCCCCACGUGCACUUGAACUCACUAAAGAAGGCAUUCUUCUCAAUUCAGGAAACUACACUGUUUGGCAAUUUAGACGUCUAAUACUUGAGGCAUGUAAUACUGAUCUACAUGAAGAAUUGCAUUUUGUUGAGGGGAUUGCUAGAGACAAUUCCAAAAACUAUCAAGUAUGGCACCACCGGCGGUGGGUUGCUGAGAAGCUUGGGACUUGUACAGCGGGUAAGGAGCUUGAGUUCACAAGAGAAAUCUUGUUUAAGGAUGCAAAGAACUAUCAUGCCUGGUCCCAUAGGCAGUGGGUUCUUCAGGCUCUGGGAGGAUGGGAAGAGGAGCUUGCCUAUUGUGAUGAACUCCUUGAUGAUGAUAUCUUCAAUAAUUCUGCUUGGAAUCAGAGAUACUUUGUCAUAACUCGAUCUCCAUUCCAUGGCGGUUUACAGGCCAUGCGGGACCCAGAAGUUGAUUAUGCUAUUAAAGCCAUUUUAGCCAAUCCCGAAAACGAGAGCUCAUGGAGAUACCUGCUGGGGCUCUACAAAAAUGAUCCUAAAUCCAUAGCCAAUGAUCCUCGUGUAGAAUCGGUCUGUGUGGAUGUUUUGAAGGGCAAAAGAGAGUAUGUUCACGCAUUGAAGGUGGUUUUGGAUCUCCUCGGCUGCCAUGACUACAAACCAAGCAGUGAAUUGAAGAACGCUAUUGAUGAAGUGUUGUCUGACCAGAACCUGAACACGGAUUUGGAUUUUGUAGAAAAAGUGUGUUCAGUUUUGCAAUUGGUUGAUCCGAUGAGAGCAAACUAUUGGGAGUGGUGCAGGAGCACUAUUCUUGUUCAGCCUUAA